UGGGUGUUACGUUGUGCUGUUUUCUUAUCAUGGCUCGUACUAAGCAAACUGCUCGGAAGUCUACUGGUGGCAAGGCGCCACGCAAACAGUUGGCCACUAAGGCAGCCCGCAAGAGUGCUCCGGCCACCGGCGGUGUGAAAAAGCCCCACCGCUACCGGCCCGGUACUGUGGCUCUGCGCGAGAUCCGCCGUUAUCAGAAGUCCACCGAACUGCUGAUUCGUAAACUACCUUUCCAGCGCCUAGUGCGCGAGAUUGCGCAGGACUUUAAAACAGACCUGCGCUUCCAGAGCUCUGCUGUGAUGGCUCUGCAGGAGGCGUGUGAGGCCUACUUAGUUGGGCUGUUUGAGGACACUAACCUGUGCGCCAUCCACGCCAAGCGCGUCACUAUAAUGCCCAAGGACAUCCAGCUCGCUCGCCGCAUCCGCGGAGAGCGGGGCGGGAAGGGUUUGGGUAAGGGGGGUGCCAAGCGCCACCGCAAGGUGUUGCGCGACAACAUCCAGGGCAUCACCAAGCCGGCCAUCCGGCGUCUGGCCCGGCGUGGAGGUGUCAAGAGGAUCUCUGGUCUGAUCUACGAGGAGACUCGCGGGGUGCUCAAGGUGUUUUUGGAGAACGUGAUCCGUGACGCUGUCACCUAUACGGAACACGCCAAGCGCAAGACGGUCACUGCUAUGGACGUGGCAGGAAUAGAAGACCGUUGGGUUGACAGCUACUGUGAAUAUGCAAGAGUCAUCGAAGAAUCCUGUAUCAGAAGCCGCUUCCAUUUUAUAGCUACUGCCACGGACCUUGGAGUCAGAGGAAAUAGUGCGUCCUUGGCGCUUGAGCGCGUAAACCACAUCCAUAGCAGUGACAGUCUUGCGCUUGGCGUGCUCCGUAUAGGUCACGGCGUCCCGGAUCACGUUCUCCAGAAAAACCUUGAGAACACCUCGGGUCUCCUCGUAAAUCAAACCGGAGAUCCGUUUAACCCCACCACGCCUAGCAAGGCGCCGAAUAGCCGGCUUAGUGAUGCCUUGGAUGUUAUCCCGCAGCACUUUCCGGUGGCGCUUGGCGCCUCCCUUACCCAAACCUUUGCCGCCUUUGCCGCGACCAGACAUAGUCAACCAAGUCUGAACAGAGAGAAGAGUUUACGCUCUCUCUCCGCGAAUGCGGCGAGCAAGCUGUAUAUCCUUGGGCAUAAUAGUCACCCGCUUGGCAUGAAUGGCGCAAAGGUUUGUGUCCUCAAAAAGCCCUACCAAGCGCUGGAACGGCAGCUUCCGGAUCAGCAGCUCGGUCGACUUCUGGUAGCGACGGAUCUCGCGCAGAGCUACAGUACCCGGGCGGUAACGGUGGCGCGGGAUGAUGCGGGUCUUCUUGUUGUCGCGAGCCGCAUUGCCCGCCAGCUCCAGGAUCUCGGCGGUCAGGUACUCAAGCACCGCCGCCAGAUACACUGGCGCGCCAGCCCCGACGCGCUCGGAGUAGUUGCCUUUGCGGAGCAGGCGGUGCACCCGGCCCACAGGGAACUGCAAACCUGCACGAGAAGAACGAGUCUUAGCCUUGGCACGGGCUUUGCCGCCUUCUAUAUUGUUUUCGGCGUCCCGGAUUUCUUGAAAAAUGCUUCCCUCUCCAAGUGGGGCCUUCCUAGUAUCUUUGCAGUAGGGCCAGUUGGGGAAAGGCACAAAAUUCAAACCCUUUUGUAUCUCGCAGAGCUGGAAAUCCGAAGCAUGCUUAGCCAGUUCCCCGGGCAGCAGCAGGCGCACAGCCGUCUGGAUCUCCCUGGAGGUGAUGGUCGAGCGCUUGUUGUAGUGCGCCAGGCGGGAAGCUUCGCCCGCGAUGCGCUCGAAGAUGUCAUUGACGAAGGAAUUCAUGAUCCCCAUGGCCUUGGAGGAGAUGCCGGUGUCGGGGUGGACCUGCUUCAGAACCUUGGCAAUUAUUCUGAGCCUGUGGAAGCCGGCGCGCCGCUGUACUUAGAAUACCUGGCCGCCGAUAUCCUGGAGCUGACACGCAGCGCCAUACGUGACAAGACCCACAGCAUCCCCCGCCACCUGCAGCUGGCCUUCCGCAACGACGAGCAGCUCAACAAGCUGCUGGGCAAAGUCACUAUUACUCAGGGAGGCGUCCUGGCCAAUAUUCAGGCCGUCCUUUCAGUACGCUUUUGUGUGUGGGGGUCAUUGCAGAUGGCUCGUACAAAGCAAACAGCUCGCAAGUCCACCGGCGGCAAAGCGCCGCGGAAGCAGCUUGCUACUAAAGCGGCGCGUAAGAGCGCUCCGGCCACAGGUGGGGUGAAGAAGCCUCACCGCUACCGGCCCGGUACCGUGGCUUUGCGCGAAAUUCGCCGCUACCAGAAGUCCACCGAAUUGCUGAUCCGGAAGCUGCCGUUCCAGCGCCUGGUGCGAGAAAUCGCGCAGGACUUCAAAACCGACCUGCGCUUCCAGAGCUCUGCGGUGAUGGCGCUGCAGGAGGCUUGCGAGGCCUACCUGGUGGGGCUCUUCGAAGACACUAAUCUGUGCGCUAUUCACGCCAAACGCGUCACCAUCAUGCCCAAAGACAUACAACUGGCACGUCGCAUCCGUGGGGAAAGGGCAUAAGUCUGCUUAUUGCUUCCUAAUUGAAAAGGCUCUUUUCAGAGCCACUUACAAUUUCACUUAAAAACAGUUGUAACCAAUUCGGUAGUUCCCAGGAGAUUUAAAGGAUUUUUAAAGAUAAGUACACACGCUUUGAAUAACUGCAGACGAAUACAUCAGGCCUUUUCUUUUGGGGCGGUUUUACUGCGAGAAAGCCAGUUGAGUCACUUUUUUGCCCUUGUUAAAAAAAUCCUAGGGAUCUUGUCUUUUUAACAUGUAUAUGUGUAUACUUAACAUUUCGAAACAGGCUUCUGG
Mandrillus leucophaeus (drill) is the source of this 2852-nucleotide messenger RNA. RefSeq lists its product as uncharacterized. The record is from RefSeq and is a predicted model, not a curated record. Lineage: Eukaryota; Metazoa; Chordata; Mammalia; Primates; Cercopithecidae. Bases 30 to 2561 code for a protein of 843 amino acids. The transcript is spliced from 11 exons. Gene Ontology annotation, molecular function: structural constituent of chromatin; DNA binding; protein heterodimerization activity. Gene Ontology annotation, cellular component: nucleosome.